AUGUACACGUUCAAUCCCUUGAGGCGACUUGGGUUUCAGCUAGGUCUCAAUUCUUCGUACAAACCAUUCACAUUUCGGUCGUUGCGUUCUCAUCUCUUACGCCGUCGCUUUCAAUCAACUACAACUACCACACCAAAUGGUACUCAUCCACCACCUAAGAAACCUCAAGGUAUUAAAGCUUUGAUGAAGGAAUACGGGUACCCUGCAUUGGGUGUAUACCUUGCGCUUUCCUUUGUCGAUUUGCCUAUAUGUUAUGUACUUGUGCAUUCUAUGGGUAAAGAGAAAAUUGAAUACUACGAAAAUAAAGUUAAGCAACAGUUUGGAUAUGGGUUGAGUGAUGAAGAAUUACAAAGAAAGCAAGAGAUUGAGGAAAUACACGAGCGUAUAGAAGAAGGGAAAGACCCCAAUGCUCGUGCCAACAAGCAGAAAGAAAAAGAAAAUAUGCAGAGUAUGGUGGGAUAUCUCAAAAGCCAAUUUUCAUGGACAGAAUUCCUUAUUGCUUAUGGAUUGCACAAGAGUUUGAUAUUUAUUCGUUUACCAAUAACUGCGGCAAUCACACCUAGUGUUGUGAAGUUGUUGAGAUCGUGGGGUUUUAGAAUUGGACAAGAUAAAUUAAGAACUAGUGCCAAAUUGGCCAAAGAUCUAGCAAAAUCGGGUAUUAAUGAUUUUACUGCAUCUAACCCGAAAUUUGGUAGUCGACCUGGCAAAAGAAAGUGGUGGUGGUUCUUUUAG
Messenger RNA from Lodderomyces elongisporus, 732 nucleotides. RefSeq names its product Nat2p (gene NAT2). Bases 1 to 732 code for a protein of 243 amino acids. Gene Ontology annotation, cellular component: mitochondrion. The transcript has a single exon. The record is from RefSeq and is a predicted model, not a curated record. Lineage: Eukaryota; Fungi; Ascomycota; Pichiomycetes; Serinales; Debaryomycetaceae.